UUGGCCGAGAAACGGCCCGUGGGGAGGUAGCCAGAGCGACGCCGUUUCUAAGUGGUGAAAUGGACCGUCAAUCAAGGACGUCACCGUCCGUCGCUCUGGAGCGGGUGGUCGGGUGUUGGUGAUGGCGGUCGUGUGGAGUUGGCGGUCGCUGUGAAGUCGAGGAUGGGUCGGUUUGAUGGCUGAGCCAUGCACUCAGCUGGCUUGUCGGUACAUCAGAUCCUGAGCCUGGGCCUGAUCCCCCGGGUCGGGAACGCGACCUGCCCUGGAAAUGUCACCACAGCCUUUUGCCAGUUCUCGGAGAUGUGGUAUGCAGUGUUCCUUUGGGCCUUGCUGUCUGCGGUUUUUAUCUAUGUUCCUGCUGGAUUACUGGCAUUUGUAAUGUUACGACACCACAAAUAUGGACGUUUCAUGUCAUUGGGCAUCCUGGCAGGGAUCCUUGGACCAAUCACUGCAGCAGUGUUGACCAGUGCAGCUAUUGCUGGUGUCUACAGAGCUGCAACAAAGCAAAUGGUGCCUUAUGAAGCUCUGGUUCUUGGAGUGGGACAGGUAUUUUUCAUUGUGGCAAUUGCUUUCCUACGAAUUUUGGCAACUUUAUAGCAGAAGGUGAUCUGCUCAUCUGAGCAGGGUUACAGAGUCAACAACUGCAAAUGUAUGGCUGCAUGAAAACUACACUCUACCGGUGGAAUUCAAAGUAAGCUGAAUGCCAAUUAUUGCUGCUCAACAAAAAUGAAUUGACAAAAUCAUACAUCAAAAUCAGCAUCUCAAUGGGUGGCCAAGCUUGACGAACAAAGAACGUGAAUACCUGUCUUAAAUUACUGAGAUCUGUUUUCUUUUUCAAAAGUGAAAGCCAAAAGAGGUAAUUUGCAUUAAAAGGCACACAAAUAGACUUCUGUUUUCCACACUUUAAACAUGAGGUUAAGACUUGUAUAAGUAUUUUGUAAAAAAAAAAGUUAUAUAAUGUUUAUUGUAGGAUUAGAAUGCAGACCAUCUCAAGUUCUUUCUAGGAUGUACAGAAAUUGUAUUUUCAUUCUACUCACUGCAUCUCAAUAUUUCAACAGUAGGAAUAAUUAUGAAAUGGCAACCAAAACACACAUAACUGAAGAUUACCAAAGGGUAGGUCACAUUAGAAAACAUACUCAAAGAAUUGAAAUGUUGACUGCUUCACAGUUUAAACAAAGUGAACAGUCCAAACAAUGCGUGGACUCUCAUUUUUAGAGUCCGCUUAUUUUAUAAUUUGUGGGUAAUUUCAGAAUGCUUUGACUAUAAAAGUUGAAUAGUUUGAUAGAAAUGAAAUUCCAUUGUUUGAAAUUGUGACCUAAACGAUUCUUUAUUGUGCACUCAACUCAGUUAAACAUUGAUUAUAAAUAUCUAUUUGUCUUUUUACACUAUACAGAAAAGUAGUAAAUAUUGCUAAGUAAGUAACAUUUAUUUAAGAACAUAUUGAUUAUAAAACAAAACAAGUUUGUGUAUAAUUUUAGUGGCAAUUUUCUUAACAGCCAAAACUAAGGCUCAGAGCUGCCCUAAAUGCCAAUGUCAUGUUCUUUACUUCUGAAGACACGCUAAAUAAGCAAAUUUAGUUUUCUUAAUGUAGAUUUAGUGCUGCAAGUAAUUUGCUAAGCCAAUGACUGAGAACGUCAUCCAUAUUUCAGGCUAAUUAACAGGUACUGGCUCUUGAUUAUAUAUGUAAAAUGUAGAGCAUGACUUUGGAAAUGAUCUGUAAUAAUAACUACGACAGCCUGUUAAGUUUGUUUCUUAUUUUGAUGGAAUUUCUUUUCAGUGACAACUUUUUUGGCAUUGACUUGCGUUGAUUGCAGCAGUAACAGCAUGUGUAUGUACAAUUCAGGUGUGCCAACUGUUUUAAUAUUUUCUAGUAUUUAAAUCAGCAAUUUUAAUAUUUGUACAUUAUUGUUGAAAUGCUCCAUGUUUUCAUGUUGAGCCUAUGCAUGAGAGCAUUUGUUUGGUCAUGUAUAUGAGCAAUUGUUAAUGAACCCAUCUUAGAUUAACUGUGAGAAAAAACAGUCUUCAAGCCUGUGUUGACAAAAUGUACUGGAUAACUAUGAAAGCUGAGUGUCUUACAUGCUGACGUUUCCAGUUGAACAGAUUUCCAUGAUUUGCCAACCAUUUAAACAGGUUUGAAUAUAGUUUCUAAUUUUGCAUAUGGUGAUAUAUUGCUGCAAAAUAAUUUGUUUAGCUGCUAUAAAAAAAAAUGAUAGAUCCCACUAAUUUAUACAGCCUCCUCUUUUCAAAGUAGCUAGACAUUAAUAUUUUGGACUAGUAAAUGGGAGAAUCAGAAAUCAUGUCAACAUCAUCAUUAAACCUGAUCCCAUUUCAAUUAUUCUAUGUGAUAAAACAUCUUUCAAUGAAAGCUAUCAGUUGGCAAGUCCAGACAAAACUUUGAUUUGUAAUAAAAAUAUCAAGGAAAUCAUUUGUUCAUCACAAAAUAUGCAGGAAGAAGGAUGCGAGUUGGUAAUUUUCAUUGAAAAUUAAAUGGAAUGCUACACUCUACCCUCCAAAAUUCCGGGGAGAUUCCAAGUGAUAAAAAUAGGAUUCCAUUUGGUCAACAUUAAAUAUUGGCCUUAUGGGUAAUGUACAGGAAAAUACUAGGAAUAUUCACCUAUAAGAAAGACCUGUCUUUUCACUUAUAAUCUGAUAUUUUCCUCAUGUUUUAUUCAAUAUGUCUGUUUGUACCUUAUUCUAUCCUUUUAACCAGAGGAGUAUUUCUAAAUUAUUUCAUGCUGCCCUGCAAAUUUGCUUAUGUCAAGUCAAUGGUUGUGAUACUGUCAAUACCAUAGAUACAAUAUACAAGUCUGCUAUGCUUUGCCUGCAGUUAUAUACCUGGUGAGUGUGAAUAUAGUGUAAGUACAUUUGCACUUUUUAUUUUGCUGUUGGUUAUGUUUAAACCACAUUAGUGAAGAUUUACUAAUCAUUAUCACUUGCAUUCAUUAUACAAAUUUGUUUAUCGUUCAAAUGGUACGUUUUUGUAAUAUUCAAUGUAUGCAGUGGAAGCCUCUAACCUGUGACAUCUCUUUCUAAAUGGAUCAUCAUGGUACAGUCAAAUAGGUCGUUAACUUGCUUGAUUGUUCCUUAAACAUGUCUAACAAUGUGAAUUUAAGUGUUUAUUAUGGGUUUUUAAUGCUGUGUAAUGAUCAAAUUUGUUUUGAAAUUUAUAUUGUCAACAUGGGGAAAUCAGAAUUUUUAUUUUUCUACUUACAUUGCUAAUUUUGGUGAUAUUUGCUGGAAAAUAUUUAUACA
Molecule: messenger RNA, 3252 nt
Organism: Mobula hypostoma (lesser devil ray)
Lineage: Eukaryota; Metazoa; Chordata; Chondrichthyes; Myliobatiformes; Myliobatidae
Gene: tmem170a
Product: transmembrane protein 170A
Exons: 3
Coding region: 187-597 (136 amino acids)
Biological process (GO): endoplasmic reticulum tubular network organization
Cellular component (GO): endoplasmic reticulum membrane
Source: RefSeq, a predicted model, not a curated record